AUGGAUUUAAGGUCCUCCAUUAGAAACGUGGACUCAUCUGUGAAAAAAAUACUCAUAAGUGACACACUGGGCGAAGUAGGAUUUGCAUGUACUCAUAAGCGACAUAACAAUGUACUACUACUGUACAAAACAACAUCAAGCGUCGACACAAGGUACUACUAUUAUCAAAAACAAUACGAAGCGACAUCACAAUGUACUACUAUUAUCAACAAACUGAAAUUAAUACUACUGCAACCCGAUUUGGGUAAUCGCUGCUCUACUCCCAUAUUUAGAUUAUUACUAUUUCAUUCGCCUCGUCGCUCUUUUUACUCUUUUGACAAGAUGAAGACACCUAUUCGAAGAAUAAAAAAGAGUAGGAGGAGAAGAAUAGCAAGGACGCUUUUCAUUAUGAACAGCAGAAGUAUUUAUUCUCUCUUUUUGGUUUACAGACAAAUAGAUGAAAUCGUCGGCAUGAAGAUAGAACAUUGUUGCCGUGGUAGCACCUCUCGUUCUCACGUGUUCGUGGGUGUGGAGCGGCGUCACCUCUGGAUGCGUCCAGGUCAGAGAAAACAUCCGUUCGGGUCUGCAAAAAUGUGAACACAUAACUCGUGGGCAGUUAAAAGACUCUUGGGCAGUUCGUUGCACGCCUGGCAGUCGCAAAGGAAGGGGGAGCCGGCUGCUCGUACGAGACAAGUGGGCAAGGACGGGGUCGCCAGCGAGGCCAGGGCGUGCCGAUUCAGGCGCGAGCUGCUCCGUGUGUCUGUGAGUACGGGCGCCUACCUACGAGCGAGGCCAAGGGGGGGGCGCCGUGUGAGUCGAGUCUUGCGAGUGCGAGGGAGUCGCCUCUUGCAAGUGUGAGGCGUUUCGUGUGAGUAUAGGCAGCGGCUCGCGAGUGUGCAGACCGUUUACGUUUCGCGCAUGUGUUUCCUUGUUUAUCAAAAGAAUAAGCGCGAUACAUAGGGAACAAACUAAAUAGCUUCAUACNCGAGGCCAGGGCGUGCCGAUUCAGGCGCGAGCUGCUCCGUGUGUCUGUGAGUACGGGCGCCUACCUACGAGCGAGGCCAAGGGGGGGGCGCCGUGCCGCGUCGAUCUUGCGAGUGCGAGCCGCGUCCAUCUUGCGAGUGUGAGCCGCGUCGUGCGAGUGUGGGUCGCUCCUUGCGAGUGUGCAGACCGUUUACGUUUCGCGCAUGUGUUUCCUUGUUUAUCAAAAGAAUAAGCGCGAUACAUAGGGAACAAACUAAAUAGCUUCAUACGAAAGGAUAAGAAGCUGAAAUAUAUCCAGGAAGUUGAAGGAGUACUCAAUGAGAAAAAGAAGCAACAGUAACAGUGAAUUACCCAAGAAGAAUGUGGUUCUUGCGACGAAAUAUGAGCACCAAACGCAUCAUAUGCUCUUACUCAUGUUCUUCUUGUUGAUGAAAAAAUCAAGGGUCAAAG
This is a messenger RNA of Amoebophrya sp. A25, 1413 nucleotides long. NCBI's taxonomy places the organism in Eukaryota, Dinophyceae, Syndiniales, Amoebophryaceae. The record is from the annotation of a GenBank genome assembly.